Messenger RNA from Kazachstania africana CBS 2517, 4146 nucleotides. RefSeq names its product serine/threonine-protein kinase. The coding region runs from base 1 to 4146 and encodes 1381 amino acids. Gene Ontology annotation, molecular function: ATP binding; protein serine/threonine kinase activity. Gene Ontology annotation, cellular component: cytoplasm; cytosol; nucleus. Gene Ontology annotation, biological process: intracellular signal transduction; protein phosphorylation; negative regulation of glycogen biosynthetic process. The transcript has a single exon. The record is from RefSeq and is a predicted model, not a curated record. NCBI's taxonomy places the organism in Eukaryota, Fungi, Ascomycota, Saccharomycetes, Saccharomycetales, Saccharomycetaceae.
AUGCCUUAUAUUGGUGCUUCAAAUCAUUCCAAGGACUCCUUCCAGAGUCUGAAGGAAAAGCAUUCUAUAUCAAAUUCUAAGAAUACCAAGAAUACCACUCCAACAUUAUCAGAACCGUAUGAUACUGUGCUGUCUCCCAGUAGUGACCAAACAUCGUGCUCGUCAAGUUCUGUAAGUAGGUUGUCCACCCCUAUAAAACAACUAUCACUGAAUCAAUCUUAUCAGUACACUUCCUCUCAAAGACGACCUUCAACUUCAUCAAAAAGAUUCUCCGUGAAUUCAAACAGUUCUACAGUGUCUGACAUGAUUGAUUUCCAGGAACUAUACAAUAUACCAAACGAAUCCACCCAUUCCUAUUCGUACAACCCUUUAUCACCAAACUCUCUGGCGGUUAGAUUAUCAAUAUUGAAGAGGGCUCUACAGAUUCUACUGAGUAAUCCUAGCAUGUUGACAAACCCUUCUAAUAACGACUUGAAAGAUAACUUUGAUUUGGAUUUCAAUAAUAAUAUUCCUUAUACGAGUGACGGUACCAUGUCAAUCAACUCUAAUCACAACAUCAAUAACGAAAUCGACCCACUGCAUGCUUUCGAUCCUCACACAAGAAGAACAGUUCGCAGUCAAUCAUUGUCAAAUGCAAAAAACUCCUACAAAAAUCAGGUUCAUAAAUUCACUCUUCCAACAGCAGCAUUGAACGCAUUCGUCGUCAAUACAACAACCACACUUCCUACGAGGAAAAAUAGUGAUAUUACAACAACUUUGACUAAUCGUACUGCAAGAGAUAUUGAUAUAACUCAUAGAGCAAAUUCUGUCGCAGUACUACCCAAAAUUUUAAAUGAAUACAACUUCGAUUAUUCAAAUCCAAAUUUUCGUCAUACUAGCAACCACACUAAUAAUAACAAUAGAGAUAGAACGCCAUUCAGAAGAAGUUUUCAAUCAAAUAUGCCAGCUGCUAAGGAACAAGAGGAAGAAAAGGAACAGGAGGAAGAUUUUUUGGAGGAACAACGUUCAAAUUUAAUUAGCCUUCUAGAUUUAUUGAAUGAAACUUUAGAGAAAAAUGCAUCUGCCGAUGCGUCACAUUUACAUAUGCUAUCACUUUUUAAUAUCAAUAAAUUGAUACUUGAUAAAGAUGAAGAUACUGGCUUGUCCUCCAUUGAGAAGGAAAGAGAAAGACAAGCGACUUUAGUCCAAAGAAAGGGGAUCUUUAUCGAAAAUUCAACAGAGGGAACAGAUAAGAUAACUAAACCAUCGAUAUCAAAGAAAAAGAGAAAUUCAAGCGAUUUGAAACUUAAAAAGAUACUUUUGGACAGUCUAGCUGAACCAUUUUUUGAUCGUAGUGUCUCUUACGAAGAGACGCUCCUUUCUGACGAGGGAGCUUUGCAAAAAGGUUUGGAUGAUUUCAUCAAAAUACAAGAGAAUCAAACGAAUGACAGUGUAACGAAUAAUAAUUCCGCAAGCACUUCUAAAAAGGACUACGGCAAAAUUUUAAAGACCUUCACAUCGGCUAAAAAUUCAGCUCCACAGGCUAUCUUCACUUGUAGUCAAGAUCAUCCAUGGAAAUUCAAAGCUGCUAACGAUUUAACUUGUUUGAUCUUCGGUAUAAACAAGAAUGUACUAAAGACACUGACAUUACUAGACUUAAUUCAUGUAGAUUCUAGAGAUUUUGUUAUUCAUAAAAUAGUAUCAACAGAAAACCAAGAAUUGGUAUUUGCUGGUGAAAUUAUUGGAAUCGUUCAGCCAAGGGAUGAUAGUGACAUGAAUAUGAAAGAUGAAUGUAUAUGGGCAUCCUUUUGGGCUAAAAGAAAAAAUGGACUUUUAGUCUGUAUCUUUGAAAAAGUUCCCUGUGACUACGUGGACAUCUUAAUGGACGUGCACACUUUUGAUAUUACAAAUGUCAUUAAAAGAAAUGAUGCAAUAAUAAAUAAUGAUCUUUUCAUAAAACCUAAAAACGCUAAUAUUCAACGUCAAACUCCAAAGUUCGAACUGGGUCCUUCAAAAUCAGAGAAGAAAGAUGAAGGCUAUUCUGAUGAUACAGCAUCUGAAGCUGAAGAUACAGAUAUUGAAAUUCAAAAAAGGUCCAUUUCAAAUCCAGAGACUAAAUAUGUUGAGUUGAACAAACACUCUCAUAAUAUAGCAGCAAUUAGUAAGUCACUAGCAAAAUUCAUUGACAACAUUCGUGAUGAGUCGUCACAAAACUCUGCAGAUAAUUCUUUUUUAUUAGCAGAAAGAAUUUCAAAACUCGUUAAUAUGCAAAGAUAUUUUACACUAAAUCAUGCAUUUUCAAAUAUCCCAUGUGCAAUUUCCUCAGUGUUAUUAGAAGAUAAAUUAAAACUGAAAAUUCAUUGUUUGCCAUAUAUCGCAGGCCUGCUUGUUGUAGAUUCUCAUUCUCUACAAAUGGUAAGUUGUAAUAAAUCAAUAUCAAAGAACAUGUUUGGCUACCACUUUAUCGACCUAGUAAACAAGCCAAUAACAACCAUAAUACCAUCCUUCCAGAAUAUUAUUGAUUUCAUAAGUUCUAAAUAUCCGGACCUAGAUAUUACUCUUCCGGAGAAUAAAGGAAUGGUAUUAACCGAACAUUUCUUUCGUAAAAUUGUUGCUGAGAUGAAAAACGAUAGGGAAUUGUUUUAUACCUCUGUGGGGAUCGAUGCUAUUCAUCACGAUGGUAAUGUGAUCAAAAUUGAUUUUCAGCUGAGAGUUGUUAAUCCAAAUGUUUGUCUUGUUUGGGUAACUCAUUCAAGAGAUGUUAUAUUUGAAGACUAUAAGACAACUCCAUCUCAAUUAGUUAUGUUGAAGGAAAAUGAAUUAGCAUAUUUGAGUAGCUCAACAAACAGUUCUAGAUCCAGCUCCCAAAAGAGUUCUUCUAAAGCUUCGUUAGACGAGAUGUCUAUGACCCCAAGAACAAACAAUAAUGGAAGUCCUAUUACAAAGCCAACUCUCAGAGAAGUUAAUGUUAAAAAUAUAGAAAAUUCAUUAAAACUAAGAAAAUAUAGUGACGAAACGAAAUCGAAUUACGUGGUAACAAAUAGAUCUGCUGAAGAAUCAACUACUAGUUUUAAUGUAGGUUUAAACGAAAAAGAAAACGUAGCUACAGACAUUGAUGAGAUUGGGACUAAUGUCGAGGAUCCUGAAACUAAACAUAAGCUGGAGUUAGCAAGAAUUUAUGCAAAAGAUAAAACACAGUUUGUUAAAAAAGAUAACUUUAAAGUUGACCGAAAUUUAAUCAUAAGUAAGAUCUCCUCGAACAUAAUAACUGAAUCAUCAUCUGAUCAUUCUGACGAGGAAUCUGGUAGAACUGCAACAACAUUUCUACGGACUCCAAGUAAAGAAAUCGGUUCUCUAAAGCAUGUUAAAAAGUUACAGGAUUUUAUCAUUCUUCAAAAAAUGGGUGAAGGCGCAUAUGGUAAAGUUAAUCUUUGUAUGCACAAGAUGAAAAAAUACAUUGUAGUAAUUAAAAUGAUUUUCAAAGAACGUAUCCUUGUUGAUACCUGGGUACGUGAUAGAAAAUUAGGCACUAUCCCUUCAGAAAUCCAAAUUAUGGCAACAUUGAAUAAAAAGCCACAUGAGAAUAUUCUGAGAUUGUUAGAUUUCUUUGAAGAUGACGAGUACUAUUAUAUCGAAACUCCCGUUCAUGGGGAAACUGGUUCCAUUGACUUAUUUGAUUUAAUAGAAUUUACUUCAAAUAUGACGGAAUUUGAAAUCAAAUUACUUUUCAAACAAGUCGUCUCUGGAGUUAAACAUUUACAUGACCAAGGUAUUGUCCAUAGAGAUAUAAAAGAUGAAAAUAUUAUUGUUGAUAACAAAGGUUUUAUAAAAAUAAUUGAUUUUGGUUCCGCCGCCUAUGUAAAGAGCGGACCUUUUGAUGUUUUUGUGGGUACCAUCGAUUAUGCUGCACCUGAAGUAUUGGGUGGUAAUCCAUAUGAGGGUAAACCACAAGAUAUUUGGGCAUUAGGUAUCCUGCUCUAUACUAUCGUUUUUAAAGAAAAUCCCUUCUACAAUAUCGAUGAGAUUUUAGAAGGUGAUUUGAAGUUUAAUGAUCCUGAAAAUAUAAGCCAGGAUUGUAUCGAAUUGAUCAAAUUAAUACUUAAUAGAAAUGUCUUUAAGAGGCCAACAAUAGAUGAUAUUUACAAUGAUAAAUGGUUAGAUAUCUGA